Molecule: messenger RNA, 3829 nt
Organism: Cyanistes caeruleus (blue tit)
Lineage: Eukaryota; Metazoa; Chordata; Aves; Passeriformes; Paridae
Source: RefSeq, a predicted model, not a curated record
AAGUCACUUGCAAUUAUUUAUAGGUGCUGUUGGUAAGCAGUAGCCGAUAUCCAGAUCAGUGGAUUGUACCGGGUGGAGGAAUGGAACCAGAAGAAGAGCCAGGGGGAGCAGCUGUGAGAGAGGUGUAUGAAGAGGCUGGAGUAAAGGGAAAGCUAGGCAGACUACUUGGGAUAUUUGAGCAGAACCAGGAUCGGAAGCAUAGGACGUACGUUUAUGUUCUUACUGUGACAGAAAUACUGGAAGACUGGGAGGAUUCAGUUAAUAUAGGAAGGAAAAGAGAAUGGUUUAAAGUAGAAGAUGCAAUCAAGGUCCUUCAGUGUCACAAGCCUGUUCAUGCAGAAUACUUGGAAAAACUGAAACUGAGCUGUUCACCCACUAAUGGAAACUCUGUGGUUCCCCCUCUUCCAGACAAUAACUCCUUAUAUGUCACUUCUGCACAGACUUCUGGGUUGCCCUCUACUGUGAGAUAAACAUUUGGAUUACCUUUUUAUCCGUGUCAUCACAACAGGAGACAUCUGUGAUCACAUGUAGGCAUCUGUAUAACUGUCAAUUCUAAGUGAAAUAUGUGAAUGUGUCAUAAUGUCAAAUUUAUUUGAACAUGUUUUUCUUUUAACAAUGUAAAGUAGUAUUUCAGCAAACCAAAGCCAUAUAGGGAGUUUUUAAAGAUGCCUUAAUAGGCCAUUAAAAACAAAACUUGACUAUAUAAAUUUAUAAAUUUCCAUAUCUGCUAAAAUAAAAUAUGCAUCUCAGUGGUGUUCAGCUUAUUUAAAACUUGUGAGUUUUUGUCAGUAGUUAAAGCUUGAGCAAAUAGUCUUAUACUAAACUCUUACUUGGUAUCCACAGAUGAAAGUGCUAAGACCUUAAGCUGGCAGUAUUUGGGUUAAAUGGAUGUGUUGAAGGCAGAGAUGCACAAGGGUGACUACAAUAAAGCACUAAACCACAUUCAGGCCUGUCAAGAGCAAAGGAUACCAACACUGCUUGCCUCAAUUAUCCAAAAGGUUGCCUUGUCCUAUGCAAUCUUCAUGUAACAUAUAACUAGGGCAAGAACAAUAACUUUGUCUUGCAGCUACCAAAACUGUCCACUAGACUUCUGUUUCAUCACUCGGUCAGCUGGUGAACUGUCAGAAGAAUUGUGUGAAAAGCAUUGUAGAUCCUUCUUCCUCUCUUAUUUUUUUUUUUCCUUUUAACCUUAAUAAGUGUUUUGUUCCUGCAGUGUGUUGCAAUUUAAAAAUGUUUGGAGGAAAGUAAGGCUUAACCAGGGGCACCCUUAGGUUGCAGAGGUGUCCAUUAGCAAGUUUGUGUUGAGGUGCCUUGCCCUGCAGGAGCCAGUAGUGCUGCCUCCAGUGCUUGGGAACCUACUACACCAGUACAGAAAUAAUACUCCUUGGUCAUAUUAGAAAGAGUGCUGAAACCCCCAAUUUUAAGUUAAUUCUUAAAUCCUUCAGUUCUACUGUUUUAACAUCAAUUAUUUUAGCUUCUUCAAAUAAAAGCUGGCCUCUUGGUAAAAAUAUAGUUGGAAUAAAUGAGGUACAGCUGAUGACCUCCCUGUUCUAAUUAUUUCUCCUGCUUUUCAUUCAAGAAGAUGAAAACGAAAUCUACUGUUGGUCUUAAAGUUUUUACCAUAGGAUUACUCUCUCUGUAUGUGUGUGUGCAUGGUUUCUUCUACAAGAACACAAUCUAAUUCACAUGAACAUCCUACUUCUGUAUUUUUUCUAGGAUCUAAACCCACCUGUACCUCCUUUAUAUCCAGCCAAAACAGGUAGAGGUAGACUACUACCUCACGUGUGAAGUUUAUUCUGGGAAAAGCUCAUUCUCUUAUACAACAUUUGAACCUUUGUAAAUAGUCCAACUAGUAAAUAGUGAGUGUAAAAUGGAAAAUAAAUGUAAUUUAAACCUUUUGUUACUCAAUACACAAAUGGUUAACUUCUACUUUUUUAACACAAAUUGUGUAAAAUGCUGCUAUGAAUUUUUUUGUGCUGUUACACUUUUUUAGGGAAAAAAAAUGUUGCCACAAGUUACUCUUAGAAAAACAAUCUUGUGCCAUAUGUAAAUGCAGUGAGACUAGGGAGACAGAUGAUCUGCUGCUCUCUUUGAAGAGGCAUAAAUACUACUGAGAAGAGGUGUGAGCCACAAAGCUGAAGACUUCUGGAAGAGUGGGUAGGACUCUGCUUUCCAUCCCUCUUAGCUCCUAGUCCAGGUCACUUCCAGAACUGGAAAGAACACACAAGUGUUCAGGUGCAUGUAAAGGUGGAAGUAUUGCCAACAACUUACCCAUCCUUUCAGCUGUGAGGUGGGAGGCCAGGGAAGGAAGGAGCACUGCUCUUUCAGUCAUGCACACAUGGGUACACCUAUUUGACACUGAACCUGUUCCAGACUGGGACACCAUUUGCUCAGCUCUCUACUUUAAACUCUUUUGCUUGGUGAAACAGGAGAAGAUGAGUUUGAGCACAAUGAAUGUCUGAUCUUUGUUAAAAUCAUACUCAUGGUGUGGAAGGGUACCUCUGGCUCCAAAGCUGCCUUUUAAAGAAUGAAUCAUGUAGCUCCCUUUUUUGAUCACUUUACUGCUCAUUUUUUUUUGUUCAGUAGUUAUUUUAACAUUUAAAUUGAACAAAUUUGUAUAGGUUUUCUUGUAACAAGAUUAUAUCAAAUCCAUGAAAGCUAAAACAGAAUCCAGACUUGAGUUUUUAUUCAUUUAAAAAAAACCCGCUGUCUCCAUUUCAAAUUCUUGGAAUGAAAUCAAUCCAAGCUUGUAUGAAAUUUAGUGGUAAUGCAUGAUCUUAUUUUGUAACUCUUGAAUUAUGUAUUUGAUAACAAUGUAAAAUGUACAGUAUUACUGUUGCUAACAAACUCAGAGUUGAUUGCCUAUAAAUAUUUUUGGUCACACACAUUUGAGCUGUUCAGUAGUGCCAGACAGAUUUUAUUUUAUUUUUUUUUAAAUGGCAUUUGUUGUAUAAAUCUCUUCAGUCUCUAUGCAACCUUCAGAAUGAAGCUCUAUUGCUUUGACUCCCUUUCAAAAAGAAAUGUUUAGUGAAUCGCAGCUAUAAACUGAAGACACUUCAGUUUUGCUACAGGGAAGAACUGUAGUAAAGGGACAGCAGUGUGGCUUCAGUACUAAUGAAACCUGACACUAAACUCCAACAGCAAGAGUUGUAAAAAUGGGAAUACAAAGGCUACAAUUUUUUCUACUACCUAUGAAUUUUAAUGUUAGAAGCAUUUUGUUUUUACAUGAAUCUCUAGUUCGAUGAGCCAAACCUAUUUCAAACAAAGCAAAUUGGGAUUUUUCUCACGCCAAAAAUUCUGUACAAUGUAUCCAGAUUUGGUUCUCCAGAGGAAAAUGGGAAGAGACAGGUUGUCAUCUGCAAUUGUCAGAGUCUAGUUUAUACUGCUGCUUUUCCUAGCUGAUAGGUUUUGAGAUUCUCAUGAGUUACAUUAUGGUGGUAUCAAAGGAAAAAGAGCCUUAAAAUCAUUUUAAAAUCUCAUGGAGCCAGAAUUAAGCAAAAUUGAUGUGUUUUUAAACACAAGAAAUCCUGAGGUAUUGCAGAGAGGCUGUUCAAGUGAAAAAUCUUAUUUUGGUGCUUACUGCACCCCUGACUUAGCCUAGCAUUGUUCUGUUAACAAUGUGCUGUGAAAAGAAACAUGAGGGGCAGACACUUGGUUUACUUACCAGCAUGAUUUGUGAAGUGAAAACUGAAAGGAAGGGGGGUGGGAAGGGAAUUAAGUUGUAAACAUUUUGACCUGCUUGCAUGGAUUUUCUUUCAAGAUUGAUGUAAGAAUUUUGACUUUUUAUAUUUGAGAAAUACCAGAAUAAAAUCUAAAUUAGUCCUGUGGA